UAUAUUUUUUUGAUUUCCGAACGGCAACGAGGAAAACAUGGUGACUGGUAUACACACCAACCUAUUUCAAAUUAUAAACCGAAACAAAACGAUCUGAACUACUGCACUUGGCUUUUAGUUUAUCGUUUCGUCUCUCCGAAGUGGUUUGUGUCAACGGCCAAUCAACAUCAUGAAAGGCGUCGUUGACCAAGUUUUUGUUGCUUCAAAUGUACAACCUAUUGUCACUACCAACGAGGUGGGCCAGUUCAUCUCGUCAGACUCUUUGGACUGUGGAAUGGUGUUUGAUGAAUCAUCAAACAGGCCCAUAUUGAAAAUAUUUAACCAACAUGGAGGCACAGUAGAAGAAGAAGACGCUACCAAAAAAGUCAGCAGCAAAGAAUAUGUAAUUUUGAGACACAAAAGGAGUAAUAAGGUAUCCAUAUAUGGUGUAAAAACAGUUUUUCUAAAAAAACCAGAUUAUUAUAAAAUUCAAACAUAUACGCAAGGAGACCUGGCCAAUCACGCUGAAGAGUUUAAUUCAACUUUUAGAACUAAAAAAGUGUCUCGCAUAAUCAAAGCAAGAGGUAACGAUGCUAUUGAAACUUCGACGGAGAUAUUUGGAAUUAUCAAACCUAUGACUAAUGACAUAUCACAGUUAUCGUCAUCUACAACUCAGAUUGAUGAGUUUAAUAGUUAUUUGCCACUGGGAUGUAAUCGUUUUGCUACUAACAUUGAAGAUGUAUAUCCAGUAUCGACUCUGUUGUCGGAAAACGAAAUAGAUUUAAUGACGGACUACGCAAAUGAAGUUAUAACUAUGAUACCAGUUCCUGAAGACAAUGAGGAUUUGUCCAAGUUUUUCAUAGCCAACGUAAACAGACUGCCUCAAAAAAAUGUACAAAACAUAUGCCUUCUUACUUUGGCUGAUGCACUUGUUACUUUACUGUUUUUAAAAAGCGAAGACGUGAAUAAAAAUUAUGCUAUUUAUCCGAACAGUGAAUUGAUUAACAGCAAAGUGUUAGAUCACUUUACUGAAUACAGUAUCACAGGAAGGGAUAUUUCUUCAAAAAUGAAAGAUAAAGCCGUAUGCCAUAUAAUUAUUGUGAUGCUUCUGAUUAACAUGACUUACUUGGACUUGAGUUGGAUAUCACAAUUUCUUCCUGGAAAAUGUCAAAAAAGAUUAAUAAUGCUUAUGCGAGUUGUUGGAGCUACAGCGACAAAAGAAGACAAAACUAAAUUUACAUUAAAAAUUCCAUUGGCCGCAUUGCCUACAUAUCAAAGGACACCGAAAAGAAAACGUUAAUCAACAAAUAGUUUUUAAUAACAAAAAAUGUAUAAAAAAAUUUAAAAAAAUUGAUUAUUUUAUUUUGUCGACAAGUAAUUUUUUUUAAUUUUGAUUCGUCACUUAUUUAUGUUUCGAUAUUAUGUGCUGUCAUUUUAAAUUUAUAUAGAA
Messenger RNA from Adelges cooleyi (spruce gall adelgid), 1429 nucleotides. RefSeq lists its product as uncharacterized. Gene Ontology annotation, cellular component: RNA polymerase I complex. The transcript has 7 exons. Gene Ontology annotation, molecular function: DNA binding. NCBI's taxonomy places the organism in Eukaryota, Metazoa, Arthropoda, Insecta, Hemiptera, Adelgidae. Bases 170 to 1279 code for a protein of 369 amino acids. Gene Ontology annotation, biological process: RNA polymerase I preinitiation complex assembly; transcription elongation by RNA polymerase I; nucleolar large rRNA transcription by RNA polymerase I. The record is from RefSeq and is a predicted model, not a curated record.